Molecule: messenger RNA, 8063 nt
Organism: Anopheles moucheti
Lineage: Eukaryota; Metazoa; Arthropoda; Insecta; Diptera; Culicidae
Gene: Prosap
Product: SH3 and multiple ankyrin repeat domains protein 3
Exons: 13
Coding region: 694-5397 (1567 amino acids)
Cellular component (GO): dendritic spine; postsynaptic density; postsynaptic membrane
Molecular function (GO): synaptic receptor adaptor activity; ionotropic glutamate receptor binding
Source: RefSeq, a predicted model, not a curated record
GUAAAUAAAACGCAUAAAAUAUACAAAGAAAAAAAAGUGAUAUAAACAAAUCAAGACCAGUGUAAAACAGAGUUUGUGAAAACCGGUUGAUUGGCGGUUUAAAAGCAAGCAAUUUAAAAAAUAUGUUCAUUUUAAAUAUGAUUUGCUACGAAACUGCUGGAUUCAUUGAUGAAAAUGUGUUGGUGUUUUCCUCAUACUGAUGCUUUUUAUUGUGUACGAUAUAUUGUGUCUGAUGUGUGCGAUCAUAGUAGUGUGUGUUUUGUUUCGUAGUGUGCUGUGCAAAAAGUGUUCGGAAUUGUUCUUGAGAAAUUUUCCUCGACAAAUUGAGCUUUGAUUUAAUAAUUGUUGGUCACCAGUCCAGCGCUAUUCGGUAAAGGAUUAAUGUGCACUGUUGGCAUGCCAGCGAUUCACAAAGCUCCUUAGAUCAACUAUUUAUUAGCCCUAGCAGUGAGAAGGAUUACAAGUUCCAGGCAGAGGAAGAUAGAGUUCAACUAGAGGACAAGGAAAAAUUGUUUAACAUGAACGGAUUAUAGCUGAAGCUGCAACUGUUAAACCCGGAUGGCAAAGGAGAUUCAGAUAGAAACAUGAAAUAAACAAAGAGCGCCCAGUUCUUGCGCGAGAUAGUUUAUAAAAUUGUUAGCAUCUUAGCGCAUCUUCUGUGAGCGCUUUCUUAUCACGACGUCAUCCUCAAAAAUGGACACAAUGACAUUUGAUGACGAGCCACCACCUGAACCGCGGGAAGGUUGGUUGCUGGUACGCGUAUUCGUACCAGAGCUGAACGUCCACAAGAGCCUUCAGUUUCCGUCGGAUAAGAUCGUAUGGGAUGUGAAGCAGCAAUGUCUUGCUUCGUUACCGAAGGAACUCAAAGAAAGCUUCAACUAUGGACUAUUCGCUCCACCAUCAAACGGCAAAGCCGGUAAAUUCCUGGAUGAAGAACGACGAUUAGGGGACUACCCGUUCAAUGGACCGGUCGGCUAUUUGGAGUUGAAAUAUAAACGUCGCGUGUACAAGAUGCUCAAUCUCGACGAACGUCAACUGAAAGCUUUGCACACUCGUGCCAAUUUGCGGCGUUUCAUCGAGUGCAUCAAUAGUGGUCAGGUGGAAAAGAUUGCCAAGAUGUGUGCCAAAGGAUUGGAUCCUAACUUUCACUGUCAGGAAACAGGUGAAACGCCCCUUACCAUUGCUACUGGCUCUAAAAAACCGAACAAGCUUUUAAUCGCACUCGUAAAUGGUGGAGCUCUUCUGGACUAUCGGACCCGUGACGGAGCCACCGCACUUCAUCGAGCUGUCGAACGUGAUAGCCUGGAAGCAGUAAGCACGCUUUUGGAAUUAGGAGCUUCACCAAACUAUCGUGAUACGAAAGGCCUCACACCUGUAUACUUGUCUGUAACACGGAAAACAGAUCCCAAAAUCAGUGAAGUACUCUUACACGAUCAUGCCACACUCGGCAUUCAGGACAGCCAAGGUUGGCAAGAAGUGCAUCAGGCUUGUCGGAACGGGUUAGUUCAUCAUUUAGAGCAUUUAUUGUUCUACGGUGCGGAUAUGGAUGGUCAAAACGCUUCCGGCAAUACGCCGCUGCAUGUUUGCGCUGUUAACAAUCAGGAGGCUUGCGCUAGAAUGCUACUCUUUCGUGGUGCCAACAGAGGCGCACUAAACUAUGCCAACCAGACACCGUACCAGGUUGCUGUUAUUGCCGGUAAUCUUGAGCUGGCUGAGAUGAUUCAAAAUUAUAAAAAUGAGGAUAUUGUCCCAUUCCGUGGACCACCACGGUACAAUCCUAGGCGUCGAUCUGGUUUAGGCUGGGGCUCGACUCUAUCUCGCAUAUAUGGCGGACCACCGUCUCCUUGCCCGUCCGAGCAUCCAUUCAGUUCCGCUAGUUCCAGCCUGUCUGAAGGUUCCAGCCACCGAAGCCAUGAAGAUGACAUCAGCAUAGUAACAGAUAAAAGUCUGGGUGACACAAGUGAUAUCAUCAGCGAUUCGUCCGGUGUUGGAACGAAUUCCGACAGCGCCGCCUGUUCGAUUGGUCACCCAAGUACAACUGUCGUUUGUAUGGAAGGCUACGAUACGGGACUUUCAGGACACAUUCAUAUACAACCAGGCGAUGUAAUAGAGGUGGUUGGUUCAACUGACUGUGGUUUACUGGAAGGUUUUGUGCGUGGUACGAAUAAGACGGGUUUCUUUCCGGCCAGUUGUGUACAAGAGGUGCAGUUCCGUCAAAAGAGUAUUAUAAACGUUUCCACCUCAACACCUCACCAUCACUAUUUGAUAAACACAAGCAGCAACGAAAUAGUCAGUCAUGAUUUACAGCAACAAUUGCAGCAGCAACAGCAACUGCCACUGCAACAACAGCCAUCCUCCCUUGAUCAACAACAGCACUCUCAACAACAACAAUACAGCAGCCAAACAGCUCCUAGGGUGAAGAAAUCAAUCAUUGGAGAACCACAGACGGUAGUGCUACAUCGUGCCAAGCGGGGCUUUGGAUUUAUUCUCCGCGGAGCUAAAGCCUCAUCUCCUCUAAUGCAACUGAAACCAUCGCCGCGAUGUCCUGCAUUGCAAUAUUUAGAUGAUGUGGAUCCAGGUGGUGUGGCGGAUAUGGCUGGUUUGAAACCGGGCGAUUUUUUGCUAGCCAUUAACAGUGAAGAUGUUACCUGCGCAUCGCAUGAACAUGUGGUCGAUUUGAUUCGCAAUUCAGGUUCGCUGGUAUCAAUGACGGUUAUAACUUUGUCACAAAACCUUAUAAAUUCUAUGAUGCUUGAGUCAUCCGAGAUUGGCAGUCAACAUUCCUCCGGAUCGGGAAUGAGUACUCCAAUAUCAUCUCGACAAUGUUCGACGUUGCCCCGGCGCAUGAAUGGUGGUCCACCGGGGAGCAAUUGCAAACAACCUGCGCCCAUGCCGCCACGCCGUGAUCCAAAGACCACACUAAGCGUAGGACGUGCACGGGCCAAAUCAAUGGUUGCCGGACUGGAGGGUGGUGGUGAAAAGGGCAUAGACGACGAUGAUUUACUGAAUGCGACCAAAUCUACUUCAGCGGAAUCGAUACACCAGGCACAGACUCAACUAUUGCAGGCGCAACAGUGUCAUUCGGCGAUUGGGACCCCCACACAGACAGGACCCGGCACGCCUAUUCAACCGCGUACAGCUAGCAUCAAAUCACGACCAACAUCUAGUCGAAUAACCGCCGCCGAGUUAGAGGAAUUAUUCCAGCGCCAGCAAGGGGCUGAUGCAAACCGCUGCUCCAUGCUCAUGUCAAGCUCGAGAUUCCAAUCGACCGGAUUUGACAGUGGUGCUGGUACACCGCCGAUUUCACCUCAGAAGGGGCCGAUCGUAUAUGCGAGCGUUGCCGAAAUGAAGCGCAAAAAGUCAUCCAAAGCAGGAACGGGUACGCUAAAGGGGCGACCGAUACCGAUACCACAAGUCGGUUCGGAUCUGAAGCGGACAUUCCACAGUACACCCGAUCUAGCUUCAAUGUCAUCGUCCAUUCAGAUUGGUGGAACAACAUCGUCAUUGCUUUAUGGAAGCAGUUCGGGAACUGGAUCACAGUUGGCAAUCAACGCUAACGGAUGGUAUAACACCGUUGGUCACAAGGGACAUCGAUCUCAGGACGAUAUGUAUAGUCUACACAUGUCCCUGCAAAGACUGAACCUUCCCCCGCCAAAUCAUCCGCCUCCACCGCCGCCAGUCGGACAAGUUGUAAAGGUGGAUGUUUCGCGGGGCUCAGAGUAUGAGUGUCUUACCGCUUUGCGAAAACACAUAGCUCAGAAAGCCAAAGUUCAAUCUCAAGUACUGGAGACUGAAGUUAUGUCUAGCUUCAAGCCCGCCUCGAAUGCAAAAUUAUAUGCUUCCCCGCAGGACAUUCGUAACGUUGGUUACCGUACAGUAAACGUGGCUGGAGCUAAUCCUUCGCCAUCGCUCACGGGUUCAACGUCGGCUGCAACAGCCGUAAACAACGGUGCCUCUUCCUGUGGUAGCAGCGGAAACAACAUAAACUCUAACGUGGAGCUCCUCAAAACGGCUUCACUCCGGCCAAACACUAGUUCGACGAUCAGCAUAAAUUCUAGUAAUGUGACUGGUAGCGUUAAUAAUGUAACAACAGUAAUGAUCACUGGCAGUGGAAGCGCAAACUCAAUAGCUAGUGGUGUAUCAUCAAAUCAGUACGCUCAACCCGGCCGUCCGGGUGCUGAAACUCAGCAGCAAGUGGCGCAACCUCAAGCACUCUAUAAAUCCCCACCUAACAAUGCACCUCCACUUCCGGAACCAGAUUAUAGUUUAAGUGAAUCCGAUCCGGAUGAAGACAACUCAGUACGUUUGGUGCGAACACAUAUGAAAACAAACGGGGAUUUGAAAGCAACGCAGAAUCCGGGAAUGGCAGCCGAAACCAGUGGCAACAGUAACACAAGUGGUAGCUCGACUGGCUCCAGCUCGAUGCCUCAUUCAUUCUCGGUGGAAGAAAUACAGAAGAUUCGCACGAAGCUAAAAUCUUCUAAAUCAUACCCGAACGAUUUCUUGCGACAACAAAAUAGUCAGCAAGCCCUUGCUGGCGUUGAUCACGGCGCAUUAGGUGGACCACACGAAGAAGGUGACAAUUCAUCAUCCGGUGUAAGCAGCGACCAGGAAGUAACGAUCACCUGUAACGAUACAAUGAAGCAUACAAAACCUUCAUUCACCAAGCAACCGACUGGUACAACUCCUCCAAAAACAAAUGCCAUCACCUCCUCUAUCCCCUUAGCCACCGUUGGAACAGCAGCAUCUGGUUUGAACGAACCGAAGAAAGUGACAUUACAGUUAGGUGCUGCAACGGACACAAAGUUAAAACAGAGCAACAGUGUUCCCGUACGAAGAAGUGAUGCAGAGGAUAAUGAUGAUGGUGAUCAAGAUGGUAACGAUAGUCCUAGCCCACCAGCGACUGGAUUUCAGCGGCAUAAUUCACUAACACGGAAACAGGCGGCUACAUUGGCAGCAAGCCGUGCAAAGGCAAAUCAACAAAAUCUACAGCAACGGCAUGCAGUUACGUUAGCGACUCUACCACCACCUAUCGAGGCCGCCGACUCUGAUGAGGCUGACUCUUGGUCACAUACUCUUCAGACUUCUGGUGGUAAUAAUGCUGCACAGUUGGUGGCAAGUGCCGGUAUGGUAGUGUUAGCGCCGCCGCCAGAGUUUAGCGAUUCAACCGUAAGCCAUAUUGCACCAUCUUCGGCAAGUUCAGGUGGUGUAAGUAUUAGUGUGCAAGGACAUCAUUCGCGUCAACACACGCAUCAGCACCAUCAGCACCAGCAUGUCCAUCAUCAUCAUCAGCAUACGGGAGGCGGAUCACUUGUGCUAGGCGGCCACAAUCCAAACUGCAAGCGAGUCCGUAUCGUUGGGGCCGUGCCGAAGGUUAAUCGCAUGAACAGUCAGUAGACAAAACGUGUAUCUGUAUGAAUUUUCCUAGUUGAAUAUCGGAAAUGUAUUUAUGCAACUGUAAAAAGCAAAACAACAUAAUUUAACUUUAGCAGUAUGAUUGCUGUGGGAACUAGCGUUUUUUUUGGGUGUUAUUAUUAAUCAAAAAUUUCUUUUAACUCAUUCCUUUUCCAUAAGCACGGACUAUUAAGGAAUGACGUUGAGAUUAGUUUUUGAUAUGCAAUAAUUUUGAAUUUACACCGGUUUAAUCAUUCAUAAACACUUUGUUUAAUUUUAAGGAAUAGCCAGGAAAAUCACUUAUGUUGCGCACGUUUUGGUUUUAAUUAUUCAUACAUUCUUUUGAUAAGAUUUUUGUGGCGAAGAAUAUACCGAAACCAACCUUUAAGCGUCAUCUUGCACUCAUUAAUUACAUUAAUUAACAAAGUCAAACGCGUGCGUCGAGACGAUGAACACAGUUGCUUGGCGAACGGAGAAAACUGACGAUCACACUGAUGUUUGAACAUAAUGCCACAUUUAAAAAUUCGAUUAUUGUAAUGGCACCCUUAGCGAGCCGUGGGUGCUUAUUUGUUUCCUGAAGCAGUAUGUUAAAUUAAAACCCUAAACAAAAACAGUCAUUUAAUUAUAAGCUUGUGAUUCAUGUCCUUAGUAGUAUGUUCUUGCGGAACGGUAAUUGAGGAACGAUUCGAGGGACAUUCAUUUUUAUAUCACAAUCCAAAGGCUUUUUGUCUCUUUGUGAUAGGAUAGAAGAAGCAAGAGAAAAUACAUACAGAUAAAUACUACAUAAAUUUGCUUUUAUCAUGUGUACAAUGUUUGACAAACUAUUUUAAAUCUCAUAUUACUUUGCACCUUGCAUUUGAAGGUUUGGUUUUGUAAACACUUCUGAAUACCAUUCAAUAAUACUGAAACAAUCAGAACUUGUUUUAAAGAAUCGUAUCUUAUAUUUUGAUUAAGACAUAGAUGAUGGUAAAAAAAUCAUUCUACACUUAAAGAGAUGAUAAGCUAGAGUAAUGCAAAUAUAAUGUAACCUAGAUUGGUCUACAGGUAAAAUGGCUGAUUUGCAGUCAACAAAACAGUAAUGUGGCAUGAUUGUAGGUAAGUUAACACACAGAAGCAAGCACCAUGUCGUGUGUUACAUUUUCGAUCGACUCUUGACAGCACGAUGUAGAUACGUAUGGUGAUCAUUUACCACAAAUAACAACAGCAAUGCAGUUUAAUGAAUAUGGAGACAAUUCACAUCGUAUAAUGACAACUCCCAGCGUAUAAUGUUUGGCAAAUAUUGUUUUGAUGUAGAAAUGCACAUGUUUCGUCGUCAAGCAUUUUGAAGCAAAUAGCAGUGCAUAAAUCAUCGCUAAUCGAUCAUUAACUCAUUGAAUGAGCCAUCCAAUCAUGAACCCACGCAAAAAAAAUAAUUGUAGUAAAUAAAAAUUGAGGGUUUGUUAUUAAAAUAUACUAACACAAAGCAUAAAAGAAGAAACUAGUAUCCGCACACCAAUAAGGCCAAAUGCAUACUGAAGCAUCUAAGCAGUAAAUUAAAGAAAUGCAUGCAGUACGGAUUAGAGAAAUAGAUGAAGUAGUACAGAGAGCAGAGCAGAUUCAUUUUGAGAUAAAAAGUUAAACGUUGAUGUACUCUGUUCUAGACGAGCUAUGAUAAAAGUGUUUUCAAACUAGGGUAAACAAAGAAGAAUCCAAUCUUUUUUAAAUCAACAAUACAUGCAUCCAUUUUAACUCGAACGAACCAAAUCGAACGUAUUUAUAACAAAACAUGGGGAGUAGUGGGAGCAUUUGUGGGUGUGUGCAUACUAAGAAAAAUUAUCAUCCAAUUUUCGAUCCGUCAUUAAAACGCAUACGCCAUUCGCUAUUUGCAUAUGUAACGAAAGCGGUUCCAACCGCAUCCCAAAAAGGCGUGACAGAAUUUAACAUUAACGCAUGAAAGGAUCUACAAAUACACAUUAACUGAAAUGGUACAUGAAAAGAAUAAUGAUUUUCCAUUUUUGUUUUCAAUUUUAAUCCGGAACCAGAUCCAGCAACAUACUUCAGACUAUGCGCUCGAAUGAAACGUAACAAGUGUAACGCAGUAGUUGAAAUAAAAUCGAAUAGCAAUAGCAACGAAAUAUUCAUAGACACAAAGUAUAAUGAUAACGAUAGGGAAAACGAAAAACGAAAGGUUUGCACUGCAAUGAAUUCCGUCGUAGUAAGUGUUUGCCAGCAUAAAUUCAUCCUAUUGAAAAAAGGCGUACCAUGAAGCAAAUUUUUUAAAGAAAUGCGUUCCUUCGCCGUAAUUCAUAUAGUAAAACAACCAUCAUAAACGUUUUGAUCCCGAUGAAUUGAAGCCGAAAAUAAAACCUUCAGGGAUCAAAUAUAUAUACAUGCGUUAAUAUUUCGGAUAGUUCCAAAGAAAUAAAAGCUGAUCAUAACCACAACCAGAAGGGCCGGUAGGGAAAUUGGCAACAUCAUCAACUCGCUCUCAGAUCCACCCAUUAGAGUUCACUAAAUAUUGCAUUGCGCGACACAUGAGUACACUCAACCCCUAUGAAAGACAACACAGCAGAGUAGAGCAAAAAACAAAACCACACGUAAACACUCAGAAAGAGAAUAUGUCAAUGAGCUGUUGCAUAUGCUCUCCACAUAAGUAUGAUAUUGAAAUAAAAAAAUAUUGAUACAUAAUA